Molecule: messenger RNA, 1149 nt
Organism: Ipomoea nil (Japanese morning glory)
Lineage: Eukaryota; Viridiplantae; Streptophyta; Magnoliopsida; Solanales; Convolvulaceae
Exons: 1
Coding region: 1-1149 (382 amino acids)
Source: RefSeq, a predicted model, not a curated record
AUGGGACCACCUGGAUUUCAGCAACAAGGAUCAUUAGAAUUUCAGCAUCAGCAAUACAGACCUUUCCAGCAGACACCUAUACCACAACAGUCUCAACUUCCUGCUCAGGAGAAGAAGCCUCAAUUGGAGGAGAUGUUCAUGCAAUACAUGGCAAGCCAGGACACUAUGAUGAAGAAAAUGGAUGCAAAAAUUGAUAAGGUUGCUCAGUCCAACCAAACAUCCAUUCAUAAUUUAGAGGUGCAAGUAGGUCGGUUGGCUAAAUUGGUUGCAGAAAAAGAUCGAGUUAAGUUUCCUAGUACCACUGAAAUAAACCCUAAGGAAGGAGCUAUGGCUGUCACUUUGAGAAGUGGUAAGAUAUUGAAUGAAAUUAUGAAAGAAAAUGAACCCACGAGGGUUGAAAAGGAGAGUGAUAAAGAAGAGGAGCAAGUGCCUAAAGAGAAUUCUAGUGAUCAAAACCUCAUUUCCUCUACAGUGAAACCUUAUGUACCGCUCAUUCCAUACCCACAAAGGUUACAAAAAAGGAACCGGGACAAUAACUUUAAAAGAUUUUUGGAGGUUUUUAAAAAAUUGCAGAUUAAUAUUCCUUUUGCAGAAACACUUGCUAAUAUGCCAUCUUAUGCCAAGUACAUUAAGGAAAUUGUGUCUAAUAAAAAGAAAUUGGAAGAGCUUGCUACUGUGCACCUAAAUGAGGAGUGUAGUGCUAUUCUACAAAGCAAGUUACCUCCUAAGCUAAUGGAUCCAGGAAGUUUUUCUAUUCCUUGCACUAUUGGUAAUACUGUUAUUGAUAAAUGCUUAUGUGAUCUAGGUGCCAGUAUUAAUCUUAUGCCUUUAACUCUUUUUAAGAAGUUGGUAAUAGCUGGAAUGAAGCCAACAACAAUCUCUCUUCAACUUGCUGAUAGAUCAGUCAAGUACCCGCUUGGAGUAGUAGAUGAUAUCUUGGUAAAAGUUGGUAAAUUUUAUUUUCUUGUUGAUUUCCUAAUUCUUGAUAUGGGUAGUGAUACAGAUACAUCUCUUAUAUUUGGUAGACCAUUUUUGUUAACAGGAGGAGUAAUAAUUGAUAUGCCAUUAGGGAAAUUGAUUUUUAGAGUAGGGAGAGAAAAAGAAGAAUUUUCCAUCUCUAAAGCUAUAAAAUUACCAACUUUUGAUUAA